CGGUUUGAAAGUUGGACGCGAUCGGUCACGCAGUAUUAAAGAAGCAUGCGAACCGAAUGUGUUGUUGUCGGGAUAGUGUAUAUGUACAUGGCAUACGCACCACAGGCACAAAGUGUGAUCACUUUUCAUUGCAACUCUCGUUCAACUGGGAAAUAUGACGAACCAACCAUUUUUGAUAGUGUUUUUAUAACGCCAGAAACCGUAUACUCAUUCGAAUGUCCUGCCGAUGGUGAUAAUGGACGAGUCCUAUCAUAUGAAGAUGAUAUUGAACAUGACAACAUAAAGUUUGUAAACUCAGUGAUGGCCGAAAUUCCAUCCCAAAUUUUUCUUUUCAGCCCACGAAACCUAUCCCUUGUUCAGUGCGGCAUUAAAAGAAUGAAUCGUAGUCUGGAAUAUGCGUAUGAGCUAAGUGAAUUAAAUCUGGCACAGAACAAUAUAACGGAACUUACAAACGAUGCCUUCGAUCAUCAUUACCGUCCGCUAUUAACGCUCAAUCUUACUGCAAACUCCAUCAGCGUCAUAGAGAGUUUCGCCUUUGUAUUUCUGCCUUCACUUACGGUGCUUCUAUUAGCUCAAAACAAAUUGCAAACGUUGCCCGGAAACGUAUUUACCCCCUUGACGGUGCUCAGUACCAUAAAUCUCGCCAGCAACGAACUGCGUGUACUGGAGGAGGGUCUGUUCUCAACAAAUGCACAUCUCACCACAAUCCAGCUUCAAAAUAAUCAAAUCAACACCGUCGACGAAAACGUAUUUUACAACGAAGCCGAUAGCCAACUUUCUAGCUUAGAGUACAUUAUACUUAGCGACAAUAACAUAACAGAGAUUAACAUUCCCAACGUAAGGGUACCCAAUCUCAUACUAAACAACAACAGGAUCACGCACAUCCACAUAUCAUCCAAAGUGCACUAUCUGCAAGCUGAAAAUAACCGAAUAUCCUCCAUCACGUUCGAUAACGUGUCAGAAGCCGAACUGCAGCAAUUGAAACUAAAGAAUAAUUCGAUAUCUUCUCUUGACGUCCACACGGCCACAUUAGAUGUUCUCAAAAAUCAAACACAUGUAAAAGGUGUAUACUGUAUAGAAAAUCCGCACAAGGGUCACAGCAACGAUUGGAUCGUCGCAGUGCUACUGGUGAAUGGAUUGAUGCUAAGUCUGUUAUUUGUCAGUCUGUACAACAAAUACUACCGCUCACGAACAGUUCAGAGAAAUCAAAAAGAGAAUUCAGGUUUGACGACGAUCGUUGACCAUUAGAUAUAAUGUGUUUGCGACAAACAACGCAACACAACGGUGACGUUUAAGGUGUUCUCGAAGAACAGUCAAGACUAGAAGACAAGUAGUUCAGAGUGAGAUGAUCGUUAUCAUUUUGAAUGCACCGUACCGCACUAUUAUCACCUUUUGUUUAAUCUUAGAAGAACGGACCGGGCCGUAUUUAUUGUUCUUAAAUCCUAAAUUCUAAAUUACCCGACUACUACGUAAUUAUCAUAGAAAACAAGAGCCCCAAAGAGCUAAAUUAUGUUAAUUAAUAUUUUGUUUGAUAGCCUAACCGUGUAUUGGUUGGCUAAUACAUGACGAAACGCUGUACGACACGAAAUGCUGUACGAGAAUCAUAAAUUUCAACCAUCCACUGUAACAGAAACAUCACCAAAGAAACGUAGCGUUUCUCAUGAAAAGCGCCAAGCUAGGGGCCAUGUAAGCAUUGAGUGAAUAAAUAUGAAGAGAAAUGAUUUCUUUUAAAACU
Messenger RNA from Anopheles cruzii, 1735 nucleotides. Its product is annotated as leucine-rich repeat-containing protein 15-like. The record is from RefSeq and is a predicted model, not a curated record. Lineage: Eukaryota; Metazoa; Arthropoda; Insecta; Diptera; Culicidae. Gene Ontology annotation, molecular function: protein binding. The transcript has 2 exons. The coding region runs from base 46 to 1248 and encodes 400 amino acids.